Messenger RNA from Mucor velutinosus, 930 nucleotides. RefSeq lists its product as uncharacterized. Bases 1 to 930 code for a protein of 309 amino acids. The transcript is spliced from 5 exons. The record is from RefSeq and is a predicted model, not a curated record. Gene Ontology annotation, biological process: GPI anchor biosynthetic process. Lineage: Eukaryota; Fungi; Mucoromycota; Mucoromycetes; Mucorales; Mucoraceae. Gene Ontology annotation, cellular component: membrane; glycosylphosphatidylinositol-N-acetylglucosaminyltransferase (GPI-GnT) complex.
AUGUAUGGAUCAGCACGUAGCUCUUUCCAGAGCUCCGAAUAUACCAAUAAUCCACCAUGGCAGAAAUUACUGUGGGUUAAACAAAACUAUCCAGAUAACUAUGUAGAUGGCACAUUUCUAGAGGAACUUCAGCGCAACGUCAAUGUACGCUCCUACAACUACUGGACCAUGGUGUAUGAAUCUGGGGUGAUCACACAGCAGGUCAGCAGUGUUGUGAUAUUCAUUGCCAUCUUCAUCUAUCUCCAAGUGCAUUCACUGUCUGGAAACCAUCUGAUAUGGACAGGCUCCUUGUUGACAGGCAUUGGCUAUAUAUCCUGGGAUCUGAUUAUACGAAGCAAUCAUGAAUUCAAACGACAACGCGUUGCCAAGAGCGCAUUCUUCUUUUACAUCACACUGUUAGGAUUGUCACCUAUUCUAAAGACACUCACCAGCCAAACCAGCGAUGACACCAUCUGGGCAUUGACAGUAUGCUGUUUCCUCGCCAAUGUGCUGUUUCACGACUACAAGACACAGGCCAAGAGCAUAAAGAUUCCAGGGUCUUUAUCCACCAAUGCAGCCAUCUUUGCGUCUGUAUUACUGGCAUCUCGAUUGGAUACCAACGUAGAUGUCUUUGGUCUACUGUCAUUUGCCGUUGAAUGGUUUUCACUGUUUCCUAUUUUUAGACGACAUCUUAAAGACUUAAAUCCUCUGAUACAGAUUGGUGUCACAGUAGCAAUGUUGCUUACUUGUGUAGCGUUGUUUAUUCAAAUCUCAAAAGCAGUGGUAUUUUUGUACAUUUUGGGGUUCUGUUUUUUAACUUUUGUAUGUCCAUACUGGCUUAUAUUCAUCCAAAAGUACAAAAAUGAAAUCCAUGGGCCUUGGGAUGAAGCAAGACCCAGAUUACAAAGAGCAAAUAGACGUAACCUGUAUAGAAAGAGAACCAGCAACUAA